ACCGUUGCUUCUUGGAAACAAUAAGAACACAACAUACUGGUGAUCCAUCACAAAAAUGGCCAUGUUUAUGGAUUUUAGUGUUCGACGUCGUAAAAUAUAUAGAACACGGCGUAGCAAUGAAUUAGGCAGUUUUAAGCACUUAUACAGGUUUACAGAAAAUAAUGUCGAAUGGUUAGCUGCUCAUUUUCUCGGUUCAUCUCAUGAAACUAGAGGCGGUGCUUUAAGUAAUUUCCAAAAGAUGCAAUUUUUUCUUCCAUAUGUUGGAGAUCCUGGAUUCCAGGUUGGUGUUGGGGAAGAUAUUAGAAUACACCAAACGACUGUCAGCAAAACUGUUUGGAACGCAUGCCAAAAAAUUGCAUCAAAAUCUUCUGAUUGGAUUAAAUUUCCGGUUACGAAAGAAGAUAUGGAUGCGGCUAAGAAUAUAUGGCGUAGAAAGUUCAAAUUUCCGGACUCAAUAGGAGCAUUGGACUGCACUCAUGUCAUUAUCCAAAGUCCAUAUGAGCAUGCAGAUGAAUAUGUGAAUAGAAAAGGUUUAAAAUCGUUCAAUAUACAAGCUACAUGUGAUGCAAACGAAUUGUUCACCAGUAUUGAUUGUACAUGGCCAGGAUCUGUACACGAUUCUAGAAUAUGGAAAAAUUCAUCAGUGUUUCAGGUAAUGCAUGAGAAUCCUACCGAAGCCUUAUUGCUAGGUGAUGAUGGCUAUGGAAUUGCUCCUUGGGUCAUGACUCUAUACAGAAAUCCCAAAAUCCCCCAACAACAACGGAACAACAAAAUUCAUAGCAGUGAACGAGUCAUAAUAGAACGAGUGUUUGGCCAGGUCAAGCGGAGGUUUCCAUUCCUGCAAUCGAAAGUACGAGUUAAUACACGUCGCAUUCCAAGCAUGAUUCUGUCUUGUUUUGUGUUGCGCAAUAUAGCCAAAUAUUUAAAGGAUGAAGAAUUUAAAGAGGUUCGACCCACAAGUAAUAGAAAUAUACAUGUUCCAAUGCUUGAUGAAAUAAAUAAUAAUGAUAAAAAAGAGGUCAAGCACGACGUAAUGCUAUUACAACAUAUUUAUUUCAAUUGUAAACGCCAUAUUACAUAA
Topomyia yanbarensis is the source of this 1081-nucleotide messenger RNA. Its product is annotated as putative nuclease HARBI1. The record is from RefSeq and is a predicted model, not a curated record. NCBI's taxonomy places the organism in Eukaryota, Metazoa, Arthropoda, Insecta, Diptera, Culicidae. The transcript is spliced from 2 exons. Bases 56 to 1081 code for a protein of 341 amino acids.